This is a messenger RNA of Trichomonas vaginalis G3, 384 nucleotides long. RefSeq names its product Ankyrin repeat family. The coding region runs from base 1 to 384 and encodes 127 amino acids. NCBI's taxonomy places the organism in Eukaryota, Parabasalia, Trichomonadida, Trichomonadidae. The transcript has a single exon. Gene Ontology annotation, molecular function: protein binding. The record is from RefSeq and is a predicted model, not a curated record.
AUGACUCCUUUAGUUGUUUCUAUUCUAAAUGAAAUGCAAGAUGUUUCGCUAAUUCUAAUUAACAAUGGCGCAGAUAUUAAUGCAGUAGAUAAUCAAGGAUUUCCAAUUCUUUAUUAUGCACUUUAUGCAAAAAUGGAAUACGUUGCAUCAGUAUUAAUAGAAAAAGGUGCUAAUGUAAACUAUAAUUUUCAAGAUGGAACAAGUCUUCUUGAGCUUGCAAAACGUGAUAAUUCAUACGAAAUUGUAAUGUUACUUAAGCUAUAUGGUGUAGAAAAAGAAUCUGAUAGUGAUGAAAUAGAAAAUUUUGAAAAUAUUGUUAUUGAUCAUAACAACAAACCAUCUUCUUUGCAUUUUGAUUGCGAUGCUGACACAAAUUUAGGAUAG